AUGGCACCGAAACGCACCCACGACGGCGAUGCUGCUCCAUCAUCAAAGGGCGAGCCCGAGGUUAAGAAGCGCAAGGGUUUUAGCGUUGGACCCGCAAACCUCCCAGAUGGCACAUAUCGUCGCAAGACCCAAAAGAUCAAGAAUGACCUGAUCCACAAAGCCAAAGUGAAGAAGGCCUAUGCCAAGAUCAAAGCCGAAGAACUCGCCAUCGCGCCUAGGAGAUCCGUAUAUGAUACCGCCGAGGGGGACGAAAUCAAGACUGGCAAGGAUGAUGAGAAGACUGUCGAAGAGGCAAAGACUCCAGAACUUCACCCGGAUCGCAUAGCCAUGUUGAACGAGCCCGAGCCUGAGCCGGCACCUGCAUCUAGAACGGAACGGCGCCCACGAGGCAAUGGCAAACAAAAGGAGCGCCGGCCAAAGCCUUCUGCGUUCACAAAGGAGAUGGAGUUUGCAGAGCAGCGGAGGAAAGCAGAGGAAGCGCGACAGAAGGAUCGCCAAGCGAAACAAAAUGAGCGUGAGGCUCUGCUGCGCGCGAAGCGGCCGGACCAGUUUGGGAAGAGAAGAUUAGGCAGGGAGAGCAACGCGCUGCUUAGUCGCGUGCAGCGGAUGGUUGGUAAUAAUUAG
Messenger RNA from Penicillium vulpinum, 624 nucleotides. RefSeq lists its product as uncharacterized. The record is from RefSeq and is a predicted model, not a curated record. NCBI's taxonomy places the organism in Eukaryota, Fungi, Ascomycota, Eurotiomycetes, Eurotiales, Aspergillaceae. The coding region runs from base 1 to 624 and encodes 207 amino acids. The transcript has 2 exons.